This is a messenger RNA of Propithecus coquereli (Coquerel's sifaka), 4063 nucleotides long. It is a transcript of the gene IREB2, whose product is annotated as iron-responsive element binding protein 2. Gene Ontology annotation, molecular function: 4 iron, 4 sulfur cluster binding; aconitate hydratase activity; iron-responsive element binding. Bases 149 to 3043 code for a protein of 964 amino acids. Gene Ontology annotation, cellular component: cytosol; mitochondrion. Gene Ontology annotation, biological process: tricarboxylic acid cycle; citrate metabolic process. The record is from RefSeq and is a predicted model, not a curated record. The transcript is spliced from 22 exons. Lineage: Eukaryota; Metazoa; Chordata; Mammalia; Primates; Indriidae.
GCUCCGCAGCUCUCGCGGUGUUUGCGCGAGACUGCUUCCUUCCUUCCUCUCUUGCCAGUCCGCCCGUCUUCCUCCCCCUCCUCCCCGUUAGGCCUCCCCACCUUACCCCGCUGGCCCCCUCCCCGCAGGGAUAAUAUGGUCUCCGGCGAUGGACACCCCAAGUGCAGGAUACGCCUUUGAAUACCUUAUUGAAACAUUAAAUGACAGUUCACGUAAGAAGUUCUUCAAUGUAUCUAAACUUGGAGGCACCAAGUAUGACGUUCUGCCUUACUCAAUACGGGUCCUGUUGGAAGCUGCUGUACGAAAUUGUGAUGACUUUUUAAUGAAAAAGGAAGAUGUUAUGAACAUUUUAGACUGGAAAACCAAACAAAGCAAUGUUGAAGUGCCCUUUUUCCCUGCCCGUGUUCUUCUUCAAGAUUUUACUGGAAUACCGGCAAUGGUGGAUUUUGCUGCUAUGAGAGAGGCAGUGAAAAUUCUUGGAGGUGAUCCUAAGAAAGUCCAUCCUGCCUGUCCAACCGAUCUUACAGUUGACCAUUCUUUACAAAUUGACUUCAGUAAAUGUGCAAUACAGAAUGCGCCAAAUCCUGGAGGUGGUGACCUACAGAAAGCAGGAAAGCUCUCUCCACUUAAAGUGCAGCCUAAGAAGCUUCCCUGCAGAGGCCAGACUACCUGCCGAGGAUCAUGUGAUUCUGGAGAACUAGGUCGAAACUCAGGAACAUUUUCUUCGCAGAUUGAGAAUACACCCAUCCUGUGUCCUUUUCAUUUGCAACCAGUGCCUGAACCUGAAACAGUGUUAAAAAAUCAAGAAGUAGAAUUUGGCAGAAAUCGAGAGAGGCUUCAAUUUUUCAAGUGGAGUUCAAGAGUUUUUAAGAAUGUAGCUGUAAUCCCUCCUGGAACUGGAAUGGCUCAUCAAGUAAACUUAGAAUAUUUGUCAAGAGUGGUUUUUGAAGAAGAGAACCUCCUCUUUCCAGACAGUGUAGUUGGCACAGAUUCACAUAUAACGAUGGUGAAUGGUUUGGGAAUUCUGGGGUGGGGGGUUGGAGGCAUUGAAACAGAAGCAGUUAUGCUUGGUCUGCCAGUUUCUCUUACUUUACCAGAGGUGGUAGGAUGUGAGUUAACUGGGUCGUCAAAUGCUUUUGUUACAUCCAUAGAUGUUGUUCUUGGCAUUACAAAGCACCUCAGGCAAGUAGGAGUGGCUGGAAAGUUUGUUGAGUUUUUUGGAAGUGGAGUUUCACAAUUGUCUGUAGUUGAUCGAACUACAAUAACAAACAUGUGUCCAGAAUAUGGUGCUAUCCUCAGCUUUUUCCCUGUUGACAAUGUGACACUAAAACAUUUAGAACAUACAGGUUUCGACAAAGCUAAACUCGAAUCAAUGGAAACAUACCUUAAAGCUGUGAAAUUGUUUCGAAAUGAUCAGAAUUCUUCAGGAGAACCUGAAUACUCCCAGGUGAUCCAGAUUAAUCUGAAUUCCAUAGUUCCGUCUGUCAGUGGUCCAAAAAGACCUCAGGAUAGAGUUGCUGUGACAGAUAUGAAAGGUGAUUUCCAGGCGUGCUUAAAUGAAAAGGUUGGAUUUAAAGGCUUCCAAAUUGCAGCUGAAAAACAAAAUGAUAUCGUCUCUAUUCAUUACGAAGGAAGUGAAUAUAAGCUGUCUCAUGGAUCAGUGGUCAUUGCUGCAGUUAUCAGUUGUACCAAUAAUUGUAAUCCAUCUGUCAUGCUUGCUGCAGGUCUUUUGGCUAAAAAGGCUGUUGAAGCUGGUCUGCGUGUUAAACCUUACAUAAGAACAAGUUUAUCUCCAGGCAGUGGGAUGGUUACACAUUACCUCAGUUCAAGUGGAGUAUUACCAUACCUUAGUAAGCUUGGAUUUGAAAUAGUUGGCUAUGGAUGUUCAACGUGUGUGGGAAAUACAGCACCCUUAUCAGACGCAGUUUUAAGUGCAGUAAAACAGGGUGAUUUGGUUACCUGUGGAGUUUUAUCUGGAAACAAAAAUUUUGAAGGUCGCCUUUGUGAUUGUGUUCGUGCCAAUUAUCUUGCCUCUCCACCCUUAGUGGUAGCUUAUGCCAUAGCAGGCACAGUGAAUAUAGAUUUCCAGACAGAGCCUUUAGGUACUGACCCUGCUGGCAAAAACAUUUACUUGCAUGACAUUUGGCCUAGUCGAGAAGAAGUUCAUCAGGUAGAAGAAGAAUAUGUUAUACUAUCCAUGUUUAAAACAUUAAAAGAGAAAAUAGAGAUGGGAAAUAAACGGUGGAAUUCCUUAGAAGCACCAGAUUCAGUUUUGUUUCCAUGGGACUUAAAAUCUACUUAUAUCAGAUGUCCUUCAUUUUUUGAUAAACUUACCAAAGAGCCAGUUGCACUCCAGCGUAUUGAAAAUGCCCAUGUCUUACUCUACUUGGGAGACUCUGUCACGACAGAUCAUAUAUCACCUGCUGGAAGUAUCGCGAGGAAUAGUGCUGCCGCUAAGUAUUUGACAAACAGAGGCCUUACCCCUCGAGAAUUCAACUCUUAUGGAGCCCGAAGAGGUAAUGAUGCUGUGAUGACAAGAGGUACUUUUGCAAAUAUCAAGCUUUUUAAUAAGUUUAUUGGAAAGCCAGCUCCCAAAACAAUUCAUUUUCCAUCAGGACAGUCGCUAGAUGUGUUUGAGGCUGCAGAGCUGUACCAGAAAGAAGGUAUCCCGCUGAUUAUUUUAGCAGGAAAAAAAUAUGGUUCAGGAAACUCAAGAGACUGGGCUGCCAAAGGACCAUAUUUACUGGGUGUAAAGGCUGUUUUGGCUGAAAGUUAUGAAAAAAUACACAAAGAUCAUUUGAUUGGAAUUGGCAUAGCUCCACUUCAGUUCCUUCCGGGAGAAAAUGCAGAUUCCUUGGGCCUCUCUGGCAGAGAAACAUUUUCUUUAACAUUUCCUCAAGAACUGUCUCCUGGGAUUACAUUAAAUAUGCAGACAAGCACUGGAAAAGUAUUCAGCGUGAUUGCUUCGUUUGAAAAUGAUGUGGAAAUAACAUUGUAUAAACACGGAGGAUUAUUAAACUUUGUGGCACGAAAAUACUCAUAGUAUCUACUCACCAUGGAUACCUUUCAUAACUGGUAACUGCAAAGCCCUUUGUGCUGGACCCAGGAAUCCUUACCAUGGAGCUGCAGAUAGUCCCAGUAUACUCACUUAUCUCAUCCAUGGAUGUAAAUGAUUAUGAAUCAACAUAGUGACUGAAAUGAAAUCUUCUUGAUUUUAAAUAAUAUACGAAUGGUGCUAUUAACAUUGCUAAAAUCAACGUGUGAAGUGUGUUGUGGAAGAGACCUGUAAGUAUGGGUGGGGGGGAUAUUUUAUCAGACCAUUUUGUAAAUAAAGGCAGAAUUUGAACUUGUGUUGAAGAUUCUUAUAUGAGUAGCCUUCCUGAAGUUGUUUGUUUAGUUUUGCACCUAUAAAACUGUACUACUGUUUGUUGGUUAAGAGUAUCAGAUUGAAAUAUAAGAAGCCAGAUUAAGACUCUAAAAUUAUGGACAUCAGAAUCUGAUUUAUAAAUGGACUUUUAUUGAUUCCUUUUCAGAAUUCAGCUGGACACAUUUGGCAUUCUUAGUUUGUCAUAUAAGCCAGGUUUAUCCUCAGUCUCAGUCUAACUACAAGGGAUAAAACCUGCCCCAGAUCACAAUCAUUCUGUCCAACAAUCCAGCCAGGGUUUCCUCCACAUCUGAAGAUGGACCAUGGCAGAAUACAACUGAUUGUGUGGUACCAUGUAUUAGCAUUGGAAAUAUGUAUCACAUAUGGUGCAGCCUUUAAUUUUUCAGUAAUUUGCCACUGUGACCCUCUGGCAAGCCUCAAAUGGCAUUAUAUUAUAAUUGGAUUAGAUUAUUUUGCUUACCUUAUGUGAUACUACAGUUUCCCGUAACCUAAUAUUUUAGAUAUUAUUAACCAAAAUUCCACACUCAUUUUAUAGUUGAUAAAGAGAACUCAUUUAGUCAUUAAACUCUAAACUGAUUUUCUCUAGACUUCUAAAUUAUCCAUCCUAAAUUAUAUAGGUGCUCAACCGUAAGCAUUUUUUAAAUGUUGCUGUUUCUUAAUUAAAUUGAUUUCCUGUCA